Gilbertella persicaria is the source of this 506-nucleotide messenger RNA. RefSeq lists its product as uncharacterized. The record is from RefSeq and is a predicted model, not a curated record. The transcript has a single exon. Lineage: Eukaryota; Fungi; Mucoromycota; Mucoromycetes; Mucorales; Choanephoraceae. The coding region runs from base 183 to 425 and encodes 80 amino acids.
UUUUUUUUUUUUUUUUUUUUUUUCAGGAAGUGCACAAGCUCUCUUUGGUUUGGUCAAAAAAGAUGGACUCCCUCUUUGUGUUUUCAUGUCAUACAUUGUGUCUAUUAUUAUGUCAAAAAAGAAGGCCUUUCAAUAUUUGAAGCAUAUUAUCAAAUCACUAUCAAAUCCCGUGCCAUUGUGCCAUGAAUGCUUCUGUUAAAGUUCAGUUGUAUAAACCUAUCUUUCAUGUGGCCAUUUCUUUUCUCUUACUAAUGACACCAUUGAAUACAAUAACAUUCAAAUCAUUUAAAUGCAUCAAGCAAAUGAUUCAUUAUUCAUAUCAGCUGAUUUCUUCUUGUCUCCUCGGUAAAGACAUCUCUUUCUCGGAGGAGCAAUGUGCCUCCCUCUUUGUGAUAAUCAUAAAAAAAAAGCGACAUCUUCUCUAGUCAGUCUUUAGUGACAUGGACUAGCGUUCAUGAAAACAACUAAGAACUACAUGCUACGAUUUGUAAUUUUGUCGUCAUUAU